GUUCCGGGCCCUUUAAAAAGAAGGUUGCUGGAAAGGGGGCCGAGCCCCCGGCCAAGAAGCCGAAGACCGCCGCCCCUACCAAACAACCGAUCACCGAUGUGGUGGUGAUUGUUGACGAAGGGCACGCCUCUGCCUCCACCCCCCAGGAACAAAUCAAUCAGGAGUUCUUCGGGCGGGAGAGGUUGGAGGCGAUAGUGCCGAAGGGGGCCUCCGUGCUGGAGGGCAGUUUGAACCCUUCGGCUUUGAUGAGCCAGAUGCUGCCGUCGGCCGACCGGCUGGCCCUUACCCGGCUAGACGAGGGACCCCUCGAGGCGAAGGUCCUCCUGAAUGCCGCCUCCGCUUUCAUGGGCCUCUGCGAGCACCUCCGAAGGGUGGAUCAAAUGAGGGAGGCCAAGGGUGCCGUCGAGGGGGAGGCUGCCCUCCUCAGGAAGAAACUCGCCGAAGCCGAGGACUCUCUACGGCUGGCCACCGACGGCAUGGAGCAGAGGUUGCAGGCAGCAAGGGCCGAAGGGGUCAAUGAGGGGCUAGCCAGGGCCGGGGAGGCCGCCGCCGAGGCCGCCCGUAUCGCUGCCGAUGAAGCCCGCGCGGCUCAAGAAGAGGCCGUCUCCAAGGCUCGAGAGGAUGCGGUGGCCAGCUUCGUGGCCGAGGGGUGGAAGGCCGAAGACCGGAGGGAGUGGCUGGCUUCGGUGGUGGGGGCUUCAGUAGAUGAGUGGGUCGGGGGCCCCGGGAAGAUGUGGCUUGCUGAGAGGGGCGACUCGUACUACCAAGGCGGGGAGUUCUUCACCCAACGCCUCAUCUACCGGAAGCUUGCGAAGCACUUCCAGGUGGCACCGGAGGAGUUCCG
Cuscuta europaea is the source of this 844-nucleotide messenger RNA. The record is from the annotation of a GenBank genome assembly. NCBI's taxonomy places the organism in Eukaryota, Viridiplantae, Streptophyta, Magnoliopsida, Solanales, Convolvulaceae.